AUGGCAACGCCACGCCGCUGCACUGAGACACGGGAGGAGAAGAUGCCGCCGCAGAGAGUUUUCCUCAACAAAGUCGACACUUUCUCCUCCAAAUACCUCGCUAAGGUAAUUAUAGGGGAGAUGAACGGUUCUGGACCAGUUCUGGACCAGUUCUGGACCAGUUCUGGACCCGAACCCGGACCCCAGACCCGAACCCGGGGGGUAACGGUUCUGGACCCGAACCCGGGGGUUAUUAACGGUUCUGGACGGGUCCGGGUCGACCCGGAGCGGAGGUUUAACGGUUCUGGACGGGUCCGGGUCCGGGAGUUCCUAAGCCGGGUGAGAGAGCCUGAUGAUGAUGAAGAUGAAGAUGAGGAGCAGGAAGAGGAGGAUGAUGAAGAGCAGGGGGCGGAGCCAAACCUGAGAGGAAGCUUCCGAUUGGUCGGGACGGUUUCUGUUGGUUCUGAAGGGAAGAGCUUCAUCCUGGAUGAAUACCAGAUUCCCAGCAGGGAGCAGCUGCUGCAGAAGCUGCUGGAAUGUGACGUGGUGAUUUACAACGUCAGCCAGGAGGUGGAGCAGGUGGACGAGGCUGCCUGGGCCGUUACAGCUCUCCAUCGUUCCAGCAGCAGCUUUUCUGGACCGAAGCUGUUCAUCCUGGUUUCCACGGUGAUGACCUGGGCCUGCAGUGACCCGGCUGAUCCCGAGGAACCGGAUCGUCCUCUGACCGACGAGCUGUUCUGGAGACGAAGACCCCACCCCAACUUCAGGAAACACCUGGACCUGGAAGAGACGGUGCUGAAGAUGGGGAAGGAGGACCCGGCCCGGUUCUCCACGUACGUGGUGGCGUCUGGACUGCAGUUCGGGAUGGGAGAGCAGAUCCUGCAGUACUUCUUCAAGGAAUCGUGGCUGGGACAGGAACCGGACAUUCCCGUCUUUGGAGACGGCUCGAACAUCGUUCCCACGAUCCACAUCCGGGACCUGGCCAGCGUGGUCCAGAAGCUGAUCCAGAAUCCUCCCAAACCCUCCUACCUGCUGGCCGUGGACCAGUCCCACAACCGCAUGGAUGAGAUCGUCAUGGCGGUUGCUGAUGCGCUGGGACCGGGGAAGAUCCAGAAACGACCCUGGGAGGAAGCUCUGCUGCUGCAGGACAUGAGUGUGACAGAGGUGGACUCCCUGCUGCUCCACCUGCAGAUAGAAGCCGUGUUCAUCAACCAGCUGUUCUCCUUCAGCUGGCGGUGUCGGUCCGGUCUGGUGGAGAACAUCCAUCUGGUGGUGGAGGAGUUCCGGAGAACCUGCGGCCUGCUGCCCAUCAGGGUGUGUGUCCUCGGCCCCCCCGCCGUGGGAAAGACCACCGUGUCCCUGCAGAUCUGUGAGCGCUACCAGCUGCACCAUGUCACCAUGGAGACGGCCGUGGCCGAGGCCGUGGACCAGCUGGAAGCGGCGAUGCAGACUCCAGGAUCUGGGGUCUCCCCAGCAGAACUGCAGGAGCUGCUCAGGGGUCUGAAGGACGACGGGGGCCAGUCAGGUGUUCUGGAGCAGCAUCUGCAGGUGUUGAAGACCAAGCUGAAGUCCCAGCCGUGCAGGGACCAGGGCUUCGUCCUCGAUGGAUUCCCCCUCACGUACGAGGACGGCUCGGAGCUGUUCACCGAAGACGAGGAGGAAUCGUCCCAGAGUUCCAUCAUGCCAGGGUUGCUGGUUCUGCUGGACGCCCCAGACGAGUUCCUGCUGGAGCGAGUCCUGGACCUGCCGGAGCAGCAGAUGGAGGAAUUGAACUACGACCCCGAGAGUUUCCAGGAGGAACUGGAAACCUUCAGAACCAAGAACCAGGACGAUGGAGGGGCCGCCGGGUUCUUCCUGGAGAAGGACGUAAAGACCCUGAACCUGGACGUCUCCCAGGACAACGAUCAGCUGAUGCAGCAGGUCUGGGAGGCCCUGGGACCCCCCAGGACCCUCAGACCCCCCAGGGAGGAGGAGGAGGAGGAGGAGGAGGAGAGGAGGAAGGCUGAGGAGACCAGGAGGAGGGAGGAGAGGGAGACUUGGGUUCUGGACCAGGUCCGGCAUCAGGAGGACCAGCUCCUGCAGGUCCAGUCGUCCCAGACCAGGAAGUACCUGAUGGAGCAGGUCGUCCCCCCGCUGGUCCGGGGUCUGCUGGAGGUCUGCAGGACCCGGCCCCCCGACCCGGUCCACUUCCUGGCGGAGUUCCUGCUGCAGGACGAGCUCCUCCACCCUCGGAGCCACGCCCCCUGAUGAGACCACGCC
Cololabis saira (Pacific saury) is the source of this 2238-nucleotide messenger RNA. RefSeq names its product adenylate kinase 7b (gene ak7b). Gene Ontology annotation, molecular function: ATP binding; AMP kinase activity. The record is from RefSeq and is a predicted model, not a curated record. Gene Ontology annotation, cellular component: cytoplasm. NCBI's taxonomy places the organism in Eukaryota, Metazoa, Chordata, Actinopteri, Beloniformes, Belonidae. The transcript has 18 exons. Gene Ontology annotation, biological process: nucleobase-containing compound metabolic process. Bases 1 to 2226 code for a protein of 741 amino acids.